Messenger RNA from Lucilia cuprina (Australian sheep blowfly), 858 nucleotides. RefSeq names its product protein takeout-like. The transcript is spliced from 3 exons. The record is from RefSeq and is a predicted model, not a curated record. The coding region runs from base 31 to 789 and encodes 252 amino acids. NCBI's taxonomy places the organism in Eukaryota, Metazoa, Arthropoda, Insecta, Diptera, Calliphoridae.
CUUCAGGUGCAAUACGCUACAACUUAUGAAAUGGAUAUAAAAUUUCUACUUUUUAACAUACUAAUAUUGAUUGGCAGUUUGAAACAGACAGUAGGGUCUUUAUCACCUGAUAUUGAAAAAUGUAAAUCCACCGAUAACGAUGAAUGUGUUAUCAAUAAUAUUAUGAAAAUUAUGAAACUCUAUCCUCAUGGUUAUCCCGACAUAGGUUUACCUGAAAUUUCUGCAAUAACCGUUAAUGAUGUCAUACUAUCGAGUAGCAAAGCGGACUCACCAAUACAUUUAGAUUUGAAAUUCAAUACUUUAACUAUAACUGGCCUCGAUAAGCAGACAAUUUUACGGGCACAUGGUUUUAAUAAAAAUUUAACACAAACAAUUGAACUUGAUUUCUUUGCAACUGAACUAAAAAUCGAUGGUGAAUACGAAAUGGAGGGUAAAUUAUUGGUAUUGCCUUUAAAUGGCAAAGGUGUGGGUAAUAUUGUAAUGAAGGAUCUUACCUCAAAAUAUAAAAUUAAGAUAAACUUGGAAAAUCGUAAUAAUAAAUUAUAUGGUGUUAUAGAUAAACUGAAAUUGUGGGUGCUCGAGCCGAAAAAAAUUAUUAUAAACCUACAAAAUGUUGUCAAUAAUAAUGAAGUCUUAUCAAAAACUGUUAAUGAAGUAGUCAACGAGAAUUGGAGAGAUGUUUGGAAAGAGUUACAGAGUAAUACAAUUAAAUUUGUUGAAGAUAAUUUUCGAAGAAUUUUGAACGACAUAUUAAAUACAUUACCAGUGGAUGAGUUUUUCAUGGAUUAAAAUUAAUUUUAAGAAAACACACUGAAAAUUUUUUUUGGAUUAAAAUAAGGAAAGAGGCAAUAAAUAUAA